Molecule: messenger RNA, 216 nt
Organism: Nezara viridula (southern green stink bug)
Lineage: Eukaryota; Metazoa; Arthropoda; Insecta; Hemiptera; Pentatomidae
Source: the annotation of a GenBank genome assembly
AUGCAAGAGAUUGAGCCGACAAGGAGCAGUGCUACCUUAACAUGUGUUGGAACAUUUGCAGUUACCAGCAUGAAACCUCUGAGUCCUGAAGGGAAAGGAGUGCAAGCUUGUGGAGGAAAACAAAAAGGCGGUACUAGAUUAAGAGAUCAAGAGAAAGACAAAGCACAUCCUGAGAAGAGUGUCAAACAGGUAUUGGUAAAGCAUAGUGUAACUUAG